Molecule: messenger RNA, 828 nt
Organism: Solanum dulcamara
Lineage: Eukaryota; Viridiplantae; Streptophyta; Magnoliopsida; Solanales; Solanaceae
Exons: 2
Coding region: 1-828 (275 amino acids)
Molecular function (GO): zinc ion binding
Source: RefSeq, a predicted model, not a curated record
AUGAUGGGAUUGCUAAGGAAAAAUGAAAAUAAGUUGAGGACUUGGGUUGCUGAUUUUAGUCCAACUUGCAUGAAGUUGUACCUUGAAUUUAGGGCCAUAGAACAUCAUUGUAAUGUGGAAUUCAAUGGAGAUUGGGGCUAUGAAGUGUCUGAUGGAGAAGGUAGACACACUAUCAAUCUUGAGCAAAAAAAAUGUACCUGUAGAAUUUGGGAUUUAUCAGGUAUUCCCUGUCCUCAUGCCAUUAAAGCAUUGACACACAAAAAAGUUGAUCCCAAAACUGAAAUUCAUUGGUGGUAUAGCAAGGAGGCUUACAUGCUAACCUAUAAACAGAAGAUACAGCCUGUAAGAGGUCAAAUGUUCUGGAAGGUUAAUCCUUCAAAUGCAAUGUUGCCUCCUGAUGUUGUGAAACAAGUUGGCAGACCUAAAGUGAAGAGGAAUAGAGAACCAGAUGAAGCAAGCAAAAGAAAAGGUGAGUGGUCCCAAUCCAGAAAGGGCACUCAAAUGACAUGUAGUAACUGUGGUGAACCAAACCACAAUAAAAAGGGCUGUUACAAGGAAAAAUCUGCUGAAAAUAAUGCAUAUUCAAAAAAAGAAUUGACUAGCACCAGUUCACAAUCAAGAAAAAUGGGAAGUGAAUAUGAGACUCAGACUGGUACACAAGAGUCUACUUUUCAACCACAAGCUGCAACACAAGAGUUUGAACCAUAUGACCCUGAUGUUGGAAAUGAAGAAGACCCACCCCUAAAAAUAAUGGUGAUUUGUGAAUCAGAUUUACGGACUGAGAAGUUAAAGACAAGAAUUGUUUCAACUGGUACAAAAAAUAUUUAA